This is a messenger RNA of Epinephelus moara (kelp grouper), 1371 nucleotides long. RefSeq lists its product as uncharacterized. The transcript has 6 exons. Bases 1 to 1050 code for a protein of 349 amino acids. Lineage: Eukaryota; Metazoa; Chordata; Actinopteri; Perciformes; Serranidae. The record is from RefSeq and is a predicted model, not a curated record.
AUGCAGCGCCACUUUUUUAUUUCCUGGUGGCCGUACACUUCAGAUUCUCACAGGACCAUGGAUUAUACCCACAUAUCCAAACAAAACGGAGGACUCUCAAAUGUCAGCAGACUUUUAUUGCUGCUAUUUCUGGCAGGCCUUCAGCCAGUACUGUGUACAGAUGGAGAGACCCAUGAACUGGAUGAUGACGAUAAGGAGGAAGUGAAAAUCACCUGUAAAAUCAUCGGUCCAGACUACGUGACUGUGGGUGUGCCGAGCAGCAUUGAGUGUGAUGCCAACUGCCCUGCGUGUACCUAUUCUAUGUCUCUGGAUGGACAGACCGCUCAGGGUCAGGGAAACUCGCUCGCCUUCACUGUUAACAGUUGGGUGGAGGCCUUAACGGUGGCGUGUACGGCCACAGAUGACGAAACAGGGGUGACUGCCAAGGCAACAAAACAACUGCAAGUGUUAGUGGGACCGACCAAUGUUUCCAUCACAGGCCCUGAUCUGAUGAAUCCAUCAGUGAGCCACACCUACAGCUGCCACGCCUACUGUCGGCCAUCUUGUACCUACGCCUGGAGGACAGAUCAAGGCCCGUGGAUAGGUGGUCAGGGGAAUGUUAUUUCCAUCACCCCUCAGGAGAUGGACAACUCCAAAAUGCUCAUCUGCAAAGCCACAAACAGUGUGUCGGGGCUGUUUGCUGCUGCUACUCGAAACAUAGCUGUGACAUCUGGUCCAUCAGAGAUUCAGAUCAAAGGCCCUGAUGUAAUAGAAAUUGCAGAAAAGUACAAGUUUGAGUGUUCGGCCAAAUGUCUGCCCUCUUGUCGGUACUUGUCGUCUGUGGACACUAAGACUGUGAGGGGCAACAUGAUCGAGUUAAUGGUGGAGCAUCCGCUUAAAUCUGUCACUCUCAAGUGUGAGGCACAAAACACAGCUUCAAGGAAGACAGCCACAGCCUCGAAGACUGUACAAAUUAAAGGGUCAGAUCGCAACCUAUCCACUCGUCCUGAGGAGACUUCAGCCGUGCUUCUGCUGACCGUCAUCAUUUCUGCUGCCUUCACACUGAUAUGAUCCCACCUGUAUAAAGUCUCUUUGUCUCUGUCUUUCAGAUCUUUCUUUCAGUGAGUGAAUUUGUGAUGAAGAAAGUUGUGGAGAAUUAAUGACUCAUGUAUCGACUAUCUCACGCUGCAUACUUUUCUUUUCCAUCUGUGUGGCAUGUUGACCGUAGGCUGAACCCUGUUUGCCCUUUUUUUAAUAAGAAGCAUGGAAAAGCACUUAAAUAUCAAAGUGGGCACAUGUUACGUCAGAAUUUACUGACUUGUGACGAUUCUUUUACUCUGGUACAUUCGAAAUGUUGUUGAAAUGCCUAUAAAUAAAUGCACUGAUGACUUU